GAUGUGUGGUAUCGAUACUGGUAGUGGUAUCAUAAUUAGUUUCAGAGAAACCGAAAUGAUCCUUUUGUUCCUGGUAUUAGAGUGACAACGCUAGAUGCCUCCCAAAGAAAAGAAGCUACUCCGGAGGUUUUUGUUCAAGUGCCUCGAUGAAGGACACAUGAAGGGAAUAAGAUGGAUGAAUAGGGAUGAGAAGACUUUUCAGUUGCUAUGGUUGCAUGCCAACAGUCCAGAAUGGUGUGAAGAAAAUGGCGCAUUGUUCAAGGAAUGGGCCAUCUACAAAGGACGGUAUCAGCAACAACCUGACGGAACGAUGCCACCUGAUGAUUAUACGAAUUGGAAGGCCAACUUCCGGUGCGCUAUAAACAGAUGUAACGAUAUCAAAGAGAUCAAAAUGGACACUGGAAAUAAGGACUUGAAAACUUACAUGUUUAUUCCAAGAAGGCAUGAAGAUCAAUGGGAAAUAUAUCAACCGUUCCCAAACUCAACCUGGCGAAAUGAAGACGGUGAUGAGAAAAACGUAGUUUAUACUACCCCAACCAGCCAGAGUACCACACCACUGUCAUACCAAGCUCGAAUGCCGGUAAACACGGACCCCUACGCUACUGUGGCAUUCGUCAGUGAUGCAGAAGCCCAGUAUCUGCCAGAAGUCUUGGAAAAGUUACCAGUGAGCCCUCCCGCAUCUCUACCUACAGAUGAUUAUAACUUUGAGAUUCCCAGUCCUCAUCAACUGGACCUCCUCCAGCAGAUGAUAAACGAAAAUGGUUUACUAGACCUGCUUCAAUGCCAAAGUGUUGAUGAUAAUGAAAGAAACGUGAACAGCCUGAUGGACCUGGCUUCUAUCGAAGCACCUGGCAUAGAUCCACAGCAUGCAGGUUCCAACGUCUCUUUACCAGAUUCCCUCUCUCUGGUACGCUUCGUUAACACCAAACCUGAAAUGAUCGACAUGAUUGCUUGGUUGCGGUACAGGGAGAAAGUAGUUGAAAAGAAGUACAUCCGGUGCGACAGAGGUUUCAGACUUAUGAACGCUGAUGGAGAGAGACGAUCACAGAUACCAGAAAAGUUUAGUGGAUGCUCGUUGCUCGGCACCCCUGCUGCAUGUUUCCAUGCCCACCGCAAUAUUGAAAACACUGAGCGUAUCAUAAAAUUUAUAGGGAACGGACUGCAUCUAUUCUGCGACAAAGAUGGAAACAUAUCCGCUACGAGACUCACCAGUUGCCGAAUAUACUAUGCUGAUCCUACUCUCAAAAAGGCUGCUGAACCACAAUUGUUGCCAAGGAGACAGUCAGUAAAAGUGUUUGACAAGGACGCCUUCAACAAGAAGCUGGCCGACUGGGAAAAGAAUGAGAACAGUGGUGAACGGCCAAGCGUCAGUAUCCUGUUUAGUCUGGGCGAAAAUUGGUCCCUGUCGAAGCCCAUCAACAAGUGCUACAUGAAUUUAAUGGUCGUCCAUUGCUACAGUUGGUCCCAACUGGGGAGCGUCAAGGUCGCCGAGACUGCACAGUUCGAAGAAGAGAUGGAAGGAGCAUGUGCUGCUAUAGAGGGCUUGCCAAUAGUCAACAUGGUCCAGUAACGAAAACGUUGUGAGCUCCAGAAGACAUCUAUUGGUUCAACAAGAAUUUUUCUUGUGCGACAAUUGCGCAUCCUGGUCCCCUAUUCCUCCGAAUCCAGAAUGAGAUGCGAAAACCGCGGUGGUCAAGAUGCAGUUUUCGAGGCUAUAAUUGACAUUAAAUGAGAUGUACCAUUGCGUAUUCGAGACAGUGAUUCACAUUGGAAAUGAAUAAACAGUAGGAGGUCGUUUAAUGAGCCCUGGUCCUACCGUGCUUUAGUACUAAAUAAAUGUAAUAAUAGUCUAUUUAAGUUCCAUAUUGAGCAUAAUUUAAGUUAAUACAAUGCGAUACAGUUUACUGAUAAAUAUCUUGAUCAUGUCGCUUUGACAUAAAAAUAAUAUAAUACUCAUGUAUGUACAUUUUUAUGUACAAUACAUUACAUAGAGCACUACUAAGUGACGUCAUCACAAGGACGGGGCGUCGCCGCUCAUCUGACGCAAGUUUUGUAUCGUUGUGGUCGUUUUGCCAUGUAGCCAAAAGCGGAUGGAAACGAAACCAUUUGGAGCGAUGCGGCAACGGAGAGUAAACUUCAGUAAAGAAUGACACGGCCAUUCUGGUUGUGAUGCCGUCACCUGUAGCAAACCGUAAUAAAGGUCUUUAAAAAUAA
Molecule: messenger RNA, 2214 nt
Organism: Lineus longissimus
Lineage: Eukaryota; Metazoa; Nemertea; Pilidiophora; Heteronemertea; Lineidae
Product: interferon regulatory factor 5-like
Exons: 11
Coding region: 95-1570 (491 amino acids)
Biological process (GO): immune system process; regulation of transcription by RNA polymerase II
Cellular component (GO): nucleus
Molecular function (GO): DNA-binding transcription factor activity, RNA polymerase II-specific; RNA polymerase II cis-regulatory region sequence-specific DNA binding; protein binding
Source: RefSeq, a predicted model, not a curated record